AUGCUUACGAUCGAGGCAAGAGAGAACAAACUGUCUGCCUUUGUUGUUCCAGGAGGACGCGUUGGCGCCUUCCGAGGUGGCUGGAACGCUACCGUUGUUGGUAGCUGCGCUCAUCAGCGACGCGCUGGGAGUCGCUGUCGAUCCGCGCAGGUCAGACGCUCAGCGAGGCUCGACAUGAACGGUUCGGAUGUUGGCGGUAUGCAGCCCCGCAGUCAGAGUGUUGAGGAAGAACUCUCUGCUGUAGUGCAGGCGAUGCGCCUUUGGAGGAGUUCCUCUUUCAUGGAGAGACUGCUGGCGCAGGCGCCACCCAGCGACAUCACUUCAGGCUGCUGUGCCUCUUUGCGCGAUAUAGCACUUGCGCGUCUCGGGAGUGCCGCAGCUGAGAAGCGCCUGCCGCAUCGGAAGAUGGAGACCUGGCGCUUCACCGAUAUCAGAGAGCUGCUAGAGACAGACUUUAGGCUGCGAACGCCUCGGGAGCCGUACACAAGCGCACAGCUCGAGCGGCUACGUGAUGCCCUUCACCGUGCGGAGCAAGUGUGCGGAACGCCGACCCAAGGUUCGGAAACGGAACCCUUGAGAUUUGUUUUACUGAACGGCCGGCUUGUUCAGGAACUGAGCUCUCUCGCCCAGAUUCGCGACACGUCGUCGCUUCAACAAGGUUACGUCGGCAACCUCAAGGAGUGCACUGACGGCGCACUUCAGGAACGCAUCGUAUCGGUCAUUCGAACCGCGCCGCCUGAAGCAGGCCUGGGUGUCGUUCCGUUUCGUGAAGAGCCCCGGACACACGAUUAUUCGAGUGGCAUCGCCAAGGUGAACGAUUUUUUCACCCUUUUGAACGUGUAUCUAGGAAUGUCUGGCGACGGGGAUGGCGUUUUCGUGGUAUACCUGCCACCGGGGUGUACGAUUGAUCGCCCCAUGGAAAUCAUCCAGGUAGUCGACGCCGGCGUCGCUGUGAAUCCUCGAACUGUAAUCUUUCUCGACCGCGGCGCAAUGGCGUCCGUAUCCUUUCGGCUUGUUGCGCUAGGGGCCACGUCUCCUGAAGCGCCCCAGCAGCCAAACGAUGCCACAUUCCUGAAUGAGUGUGUCAACGUGCAUCUGGAGACCGAUGCGUGCCUGAAAUUGAGUAUUAUUGGCUCGCAAUCCGUAUCGGAGUCGGUCCGUCAGGACCAACAUCGUUUCUACCACAUGACUGGUCUGUCAGUUCGUUGCGAGCAAGGAACCUCGUUCACCGCGACCAAUCUGAAUGUGGAUUCUUUGGCGUUGCGGCGGCUUGUCAUGGGCGUUGAUCUAGUUGGCCGCCGGGCCUCUUGUAACGUCAACGGCCUGACCUUGCUUCAGGAUCGAGCUCUUGGCGAUGUGCAGGUUCGAGUCAGUCAUCAUGUCGCUCAGUGUGAGUCGAAUCAACUUCACAAGAAUGUGGUUGUCGACCGAAGCACUGCAGUCUACCGAGGGACAGUGUACGUGGAGCGAGAGGCGGACGGCACCAAUGCGCAUCAGUUAAUCCGGAGUCUGCUUCUGAGCGAUGGUUCUCGUGUGCACGUCAUGCCGUUCCUAGAGGUUCUGAAUGACGAUGUGUCCUGCACCCAUGGUGCUGCCUCUGCCCAUUUGGACGAGGUCGAACUGUUUUACUUGCAGUCAAGAGGAGCUUCCAGAGAUGAAGCAAGAACAUUGCUCUUGUAUGGAUUCGUGGGAGAUAUUGCGAAACUAGUUCCGUAUCCCCGAAUGGAGGGUUGGAUUCGUGACCACCUCGUUCGAAACAUAGCUGGACGCGCCGUAGCUCUUUGGCAGGGCGACACCCCCGAAUGA
Molecule: messenger RNA, 1806 nt
Organism: Cyanidioschyzon merolae strain 10D
Lineage: Eukaryota; Rhodophyta; Bangiophyceae; Cyanidiales; Cyanidiaceae
Exons: 1
Coding region: 1-1806 (601 amino acids)
Biological process (GO): iron-sulfur cluster assembly
Source: RefSeq, a predicted model, not a curated record